ACCCAGCUGCUCGGAACCAUGACAGAAGAUGACGGAUACAGUUGUCGCGGAGGGACAAGUAAAGUUUAGGGAUGGAAAAAAGUGGAAGAGUCGGUGCGUCGUUCUUCGGAAGCCCUCUCCGGUCGCAGACUGCCUGUCUCUGCUGGUGUACAAAGAGAAGAAGAAGAAAAAAGGGAAAAGGGAGAAUGGCAGCGGUCACAAGGAGAGGCUCAAUGUAAACCUGGAGGGUAUCUGUGGGGUGGAGCCGGGCCCCGGGUACGACGGGGUCUCCUACAGCCUCUCCAUCCUCUGCCUGGCACACACGCUGGUCCUGGGCUUCAACAGCCGAGAAGCCCUGCUGGCCUGGGACACUCGCAUCCGCUACAGCCUGGGAGAAGUCCACAGGUUGUGUGUGAAUGUGGAGCCAGGCACCAAGCUGGAGAGCGGCCCCGCCUCCCUCCACCUGUGCAACGACCUGUUGGUCCUCACCAGAGGCGUCCCUCCUGUCAUCAUCGGCCACUGGAAGCUGUCGGCGUUGCGUCGAUAUGGAGCGGUGCCAAGCGGCUUUGUGUUCGAGGGGGGGACUCGCUGUGGAUACUGGGCCGGUGUUUUCUUCCUGUCCUGUUCAGAAGGAGAGCAGAUCAGCUUCCUGUUCGACUGCAUUGUGAAGGGCAUCACCCCCAGCAGGACCCCUCAUGGCCUGCGACCUGUCCUGCCAGAUCCCAACGCUGAUCCAGCAUCAGCAGAGGAGCGUCUCAGCCUGGAGGCGUCCGAGCUGGAGAAGAGACUCAGCAUGUUGUCUCAAUGCAGCCUAGCCAGCAGCACAGCUUCCACUUACAGCUGCAGCACAUCUGUUGCCGGAGACGACCAAAGCAGCAUCUCCAGCUCCUCUUCCAGCCAAUCAGAUACGAGCUACGGCAGCAGACUUUCCUUUAGGGCGGAGCCGUUAGCUCGACCGCACAUCUCCACGGAUACGGCCUCCAGCUGCUCCACGCUGAAGGCCCUGAGCGGCUCUGAUGACCGGCUGUUCGCUGCUGUGAUGGGGAGCUCCGGUCCCCGCCCCCCCUCCGCCCAGCUCCACCUUCGGGGUCUCAAUGACAGUGGACGGCAGAGCUCAUUGGACAGUGGGAUUGGGGUAGCAGCAGGAAGCCAGUCCUCUUACUCAGGGAGCUACUCCUCAUACACCGGGAGUCUGGACAUGGCCAGCCAGGGCGGGGAGGGGGAGUUUGGCUCUGUGGGCAGCUUACCUGCUCAUCUCCCUUCUUCACCUACUCCUCACCCCCCUUCUUCACCUCCUCCUUACCUUCCUUCUUCACCUCCUCCUCCGCCUCCCAUCUCUCCUCCUCCUUCUUCUCCUUUUCAGACCACCCUUACCCCAGAGCCUGCUUCCUCCUCCUCGUGCCCUUUCACCUCCAGAUCUAGCUCUCGUGCGUCCCAGGGACACAGCGAGGACUAUCAGAUCCCCAGCCUGCUCCGCCUGUGGUAUGACACCCCCAGGAGGCUGCUGCAGAGCCUGUCCCUGAGGGAACCCUCCCUCCAACAAGGUCCCCCUGAGCUGGGCCGGGACAGCAGGAGAGGUGUGGAGGCCAGGGGAAGUCAGGGUCAAAGGUUGACUAACAGCCCCCCAAGAGGCAGGACGCAGCGUCAGGCCAUGAUGCAGCGCUCACACUCCUGGGGCAGCGAGAGGGCGCCCCCUGUGGAGGGUGAGGGGGGGUCUACACCGAGACCCCUGCUGCCGCCUGGAGGCUCUGUUAGUGGAGAAACUCAGUGCGGUCAUGGUUUGGACAACUACAUUACACCAGAGCAGUGGCGUUCAGCGAGGAACAGAUGCUUGAGUCAGGUUGCCAGAUCACCAUCAAAAACCUCACCUUCUGCGGAUACACAAGAUCAUCCUCUCUGUGUGAGAGAGGAGCAGGAUGUCGUUGGUGAUAAGUGUGAAGGUCCGAGAAGACCGGGGUCCUCUCGGCCACCCUCUGCCCCCCCGCCUCCGCCUGUGGCCAUGAGACCAACAUCAGCCUGGGGUAUGAUCCAGUCUGCCCACCAAGCUCCUCCGUCGGUAUCCCUGGAAAGUUGGCACCAUAUUGACAGCACUGUUAAUUAUGUUAACAUCCCCAUCAGCCCCCUGCCAGCUCGCACUAACAGAGAGCUGCUCUACACGGAGCUGGAUCUGCAGGACCCCCACUCAGCUGUCAGAGGUAACUCUUUGCAGCUCUGCAGACCCAAAGAGGGCUCCAUCAGGUACGCCCACCUCGACAUCGCUGCCAUGGAAACAGCUCAGCGAGUGGGGGCGGAGCAUGUUCAGGGCCGAGAGGACAGGCUGAGUCAGCUGGAGAGGGCCACCAAACUGACUCGCAGCGGCCACAACUCACUUCAAAACAGUUUCACUGCCGAUUCUCUGCAUCUCUCUGAAUAGUGCUCAAGUGCUUAAUUGCAGUUAAUCAAACAAAUUGUUGUACUUAACACACCCACAGUUGUGCCAGUGUACAGAUACUGUCACAAACAAUCCAUUCCACUAAGAAAAAGAUGUCUGGGAAGUCUCUAAUGCAGCUGCCAUCUUGGAUGUGUUUAGUGUUAUGUUAAAGUUCUUAUAUUUUUAAAUGAGUGAUUUAUUGAAUUUCUGGAAGACGUUUACCCAAGGACUGUUCCCUUUUGUUGCAUGGCACUUAAUAUCUGCUGAGUUAGGAGGAUAAACUGCUUUUUUUAAGUCCUCUCAGGUGAAUGUUGAGCGUUGGUAUAAAAGCCUUAAUUUUGAGUGAAUUGCAUCCAAACACAAAUGUUUACCACUAAUAUGAUAUUCAGAUAGGAGAGAGCAGCUAUGCUUGGCAUCUCUUAUGUGUUGAGAUGGAUUUAUUUUUAGAUUUCUUCAGACUGCGAGGGCGUGGCUCGAUCAGUUGUUUCUGCACAAGAAGUGAGAGAUCAACGAGAUCAAGCGCCUUACAAUUGAGCGUUAAGAGUCCCAGCUCGGCUAUCAUUCCACAUCAGAGUUUUAAAGCAUUCGAUUGAAAUAAGCAGUUUAGAGUAACGUCUGGGUGCAGAUCACAUUAAACAGGCCCGUGUGGCCAGGCAGGACAGGAGCAUUAUUCAUCACAGUAAUCAAUAUCUGCUUCGGGUCAGGAUUGAUGAAGGGAAAAGCAUUGUGUGUGUUCCAGUUGAUCACCUCCCUCCUGAUAUCAUCAUGACAAAUCGUCCGAUGUUUGGCGCCAAUUUCUUUUUAUGGUAGCUGUAGCAGCAGCGUGAGGAGAAACAAGAGGAAGAGUUUGAAAAACUUCACCAAAAAGCUUCUUACAGUCACUACAGGGGCUGCUCUCCUCUACACGACUUGUAAAUAGUAACUGCUUUUAUUUAUGCCACGUCGAUAAAUGUAUAUUUUUGUGAUAUUACUCUUUGUAUAUUGACAGCAUCUGUAUCUCACUUAUUAAAACAAUGCUGUUAAAUG
Trematomus bernacchii (emerald rockcod) is the source of this 3415-nucleotide messenger RNA. RefSeq names its product protein Dok-7-like. Gene Ontology annotation, molecular function: protein kinase binding. Lineage: Eukaryota; Metazoa; Chordata; Actinopteri; Perciformes; Nototheniidae. Gene Ontology annotation, biological process: neuromuscular junction development; positive regulation of protein tyrosine kinase activity. The transcript is spliced from 13 exons. Bases 29 to 2392 code for a protein of 787 amino acids. The record is from RefSeq and is a predicted model, not a curated record.